AUGACAUCUAGUAACAUUACGGAGGACCUUUGUAACAUAUGCGACGGCAGAAUCGAAUGCGCUCCCACCGCCAUACUACUAAUAGCUCUCGUGCACACGCUGUACGGACACAUAGGACCUGAACCGGAUUACUUCGGGAAGAAGAGACACAGUCUGAUGAGACAGGAGAACGACCAGCCUCAGAGUUACUUGAAGUUUGAACCGAUCUAUAGACACAAGGUACUCGGUGAGGAUAGGAGAGACGACUUGGACACAGCUAACAAAUACGACUUCAUAGUGGUGGGAGGAGGGACGGCUGGCUGUGUUGUAGCGAGCAGAUUGUCUGAGAAUAGGAAAUGGAAGGUCUUGCUGGUGGAAGCUGGUCCCGAGGAACCGAAGAUGGCUCUCAUACCUGGACUCACCAGCGAGUUUAAAGGGUCCGCUCUUGAUUGGCAAUACUCUAUGAGACCAAAGAAGGGGUUCUGUCAAGAGCGUGAUUUAAAAGGUUGCGAGGUCGUACAAGGUCGAGUUCUCGGUGGAACUUCAACAAUCAACGACAUGGCGUACAUGAGAGGCAGCCCUGCCGACUAUGAUGAGUGGGCGCUCAACGGAAACGAAGGCUGGAGUUUCAGUCAAGUGCUGCCUUACUUUAAGUAUUCGGAAGGAAAUUACGAUAAAGAUAUAUCAAAAAACAAAUUCUUCCACUCCACGCAGGGACCCCUGGACGUCGGUCGAUAUCCCUUCGUAGACGAAAAUGUAGACGUUCUUCUGAGUGCUUUUAAUGAACUCGGUUACAACUAUACGGAUAUAAAUGGAAGGAAUCAGUUGGGAUUCAUGAGAGUACAGGCCAUGUCUUACUUUGGUGAAAGAGUCAGUGCUUACACAGCGUUCAUCGAACCCAUCAGGAAGUUGAGGACGAACAUAGAUAUAGUACCAGAGGCUCUGGUAACUAAGAUAUUAUUAGAAGAGAAGGAAGACAGUCUCAGAGCAGUAGGUGUAGAAUAUUACAAAAAUGGUACAAACGUAGUAGUAAAAGCUUCUAAAGAAAUCAUUUUGAGUGCUGGAGCAAUCAAUUCACCAAAAAUUCUUAUGCAAUCAGGUAUCGGUCCACGGGAAUACUUGGAGUAUUUAGAUAUGAAGGUGUAUUAUGAUUUACCAGUGGGAGCAAACUUUCACGAUCACUUGUCCGUGUGUUUGCCUGUCAUUAAACUUACUAAGACGUCUACGAUAUCAAAAUUCUCACAAAAGUUGAAAGAUAUAACUACGUAUUACACGAACGGUCUCGGACCUCUCUCGUCCAACUUUCAAGUUAUAGCGUUUUUUGAAUCGAGCAUAUCAGAUAUUUUGGGGACGCCUGACAUUGAAUUUAGGUUCAGAGGUCACGACUCAAACAUGUAUUACGAUAAAAUUGACAUUUGUACUUCAUUAAUAACACCAAAGAGUCGAGGACAGAUUAUAUUAAAUGCAACAGAUCCUAUAUUCGGCAAACCUUUGAUUUAUCCGAAUUUUUUGAAAGAUCCUUCAGACGAGAAAAAAAUAUUAGAAGGCAUUCAGGAAGUCGUAAAAUUAUUUGAUACUGAAGUGUUUAAAGCUGCUGAGUUUGAAUUUGAUCCGCGCCCGAUACUGGAUAACCAGUGUCGUGAACACGACAGAGUCUCAGAAGAGUUCUGGGCGUGCAUUAUAAGAGAGUUCUCAGUACCUCUCCAUAACUAUGUAGGGACAUGUAAGAUGGGGCCCUCAAAAGACCCCGAGUCAGUUGUCGACAAUAGUUUAAGAGUUUACGGAGUGUCUAACUUGAGAGUAGUAGACGCUUCAAUAAUUCCCAAAAUUACCAGAGGCGCCACCGGUGCCCCGGUGAUCAUGAUAGCUGAAAAAGCAAGUGACCUAAUAAAAACUACUUGGUAUUAA
Messenger RNA from Danaus chrysippus (African queen), 1887 nucleotides. The record is from the annotation of a GenBank genome assembly. NCBI's taxonomy places the organism in Eukaryota, Metazoa, Arthropoda, Insecta, Lepidoptera, Nymphalidae.